Molecule: messenger RNA, 1548 nt
Organism: Penicillium egyptiacum
Lineage: Eukaryota; Fungi; Ascomycota; Eurotiomycetes; Eurotiales; Aspergillaceae
Source: the annotation of a GenBank genome assembly
AUGGAUCGCGCGAACCCCCAACCUCGGCGCCGGGACCCUCGCGCCCAAUCUCCCGCUGAGUCUUCCUCCGACGAACUCGCCGCCGGCUCCGACCAUGAUGAAGCGGAACGCCGCCGGGCCAGCUGGACUCUGCAAAAGGGCUUCACCCCACAGCGCCCGCAGAAGACCAGCCGUCUCUACAGCGAGUCUGAGAGCCCCGACGAGCUAGCUGUGGAUGCCGACGAGUACUGGCGUUCUUCGCGCAUGCGCAACCGCCGCCGAACCCCUUCUCCGAUCACCCGCCCUAGCGUCCGUGACGACCUCUCUCAGGGCAGGUCGGAUGAUCCUGAAGACGAAGUGACUGGCUCAGACGGAAACCAGGCUAGCGUCGCCGACAACUGGUCCGAUCGUUCGGCCACACCUCUUGCUCCUCCGCAGCCUCCCAAGCCCGAGCAUCUGAACUACAAGGAGAAGUUUGUGAUGCACGGCCACCUACGUGGAGUCUCGGCUGUGCAAUUCUCACCCGAUUGCUCUAUGAUUGCUAGUGCAGGUGCCGACGCAGCGGUCAGGGUCUGGGACACUGCGAGUGGUAGACUCAUUCAUGUCUUUGAGGGACAUCUAGCUGGUAUCUCUACCCUUGCCUGGGCCCCUAACGGUGACUGGAUUGCAACUGGUUCCGAUGACAAAACAAUCCGCUUCUGGAACGUGAACACUCUUAAGGCCCACGCCAAGGUCUUUGAUGGCCAUCACAACUACGUGUAUCAAAUCGCAUUCGCACCGAAGGGUAACAUCCUUGUCAGCGGUUCCUACGAUGAGGCCGUGUUUAUGUGGGAUGUUCGCCGAGCACAAGUCAUGCGCUCCCUUCCGGCCCACUCCGACCCCGUUGCCGGUAUUGAUGUCGUGUUUGACGGAACCCUAAUCGUCUCCUGCGCUCUGGACGGACUUAUUCGUAUUUGGGAUACCCACAGCGGCCAGUGUCUCCGCACCCUGGUCAUGGAAGAUAACCCGCCUGCAACAUGCGUCAAGUUCUCCCCCAAUGGCAAAUACGUCUUGGCCUGGACCCUGGAUGGCUGCAUUCGGAUGUGGAGUUACGUCGAGAGCCGCGUCCUCAAGACAUUCCAAGGCCAUGUCAACAAUAAAUACAGCUUGUCGGGAUGUUUCGGUACUUAUGGGCCCCGAGAUGUGAUCUACAACCCGCCCCUGUGUUUUGCCGUCAGCGGCAGUGAGGAUGGUUCUAUUAUCUUCUGGGAUAUUGUGAGCAAGCAAAUCCUGCAGCGCCUCAAUGGUCACAAGGACGCUGUCCUUUGUGUUCACACGGGUACACUGAGAGGCAAACGUAUGGUUGUGAGCUGCGGAGCGGACAAGACUGUUCGUUUGUGGGAAGAGGUGAACGAAAACGACACCGGAUCUGACGAUGAUGCGUUCGGCCGCGACGUCACCCCUACCCCUGAGUGCCACUCGCGAAAAAGCACCCCUACGCAUGAUGCAGACGGCGAUGAUGCCAUGACUGAUGUCUCCGCUGUGCCUUCCACUGCUGCUAACCCGGCGGAAGAUGUGACGAUGACAUGA